AGGAAGAGGCAACUAAUGCUACAAUUGUGUGGUUUCAUUGAGGACUAAUCUCUCUAACCCUACAUGCAAUUUGGGGCAUAUUCUGGAAAACUAAAAUGCUUAUUGUCCUUGGUUGGUGAGACAGAGAUAGGAGCUUGCCAUCAGUAUCAUGCACUGUGUGCAUCUCAGCUGAAAAGGCUAGAUGGCUUUUUGCACUUGGCUGGUCAAUUAGGCUAUCUUUGCUCUAGCUCACCGAAGAAAUGCAUGACAUGUAUUCAACAGUAGACAACAACAACUCAUGGCUGGCUGAAUGUUGAGGCUGCAGGCCAACAACAAGACUACAUGCCAAUGUCAACGUCUCCAUGAUCUGAAUAUUAGGACUUCAUGAUGGCGGAGCGGGGCGGGAGCCGAAAGGAAAACGGAAGUGCUCUUCUUCGACGCUUUAGAAGCAGGCACAAGAGCUGCAGCGACGCCCCCGUGUGGCCGAGGAGGGUCACCACAACAUCAACGCACAGAAAACCACUGACUCCUCCCAGCGAGCAUGCGACCCUGGAUGCAGCCACACCUCUCCCCUCAUACAACCUCCCAGCAUCCCGUCAGGCUGGCCACACCGGGUUUCCACACACUGAGAGGAAGGGCUGUCCUGGCCGAGGAAGAAGAGGACCAGUGGGAAGAUUAACAAACAGAAGGAAGACAGAGGGCUUGUUGCACCGCAAGUCAGCUGCUGGGUCUCGGCUUCAGAGGUCGUGUGUUAUACGUUUGGCUGAUGAACAGAAAUUAACCAACAAAAAAAAUGAGUUUGGGGGCAGCGUGCGUUUUCUUGCGAGGAGGGAAAAAUAUUUCAAGAGAACUGGCUGAAGAUGAGAUCGAUGAGCUUCGCGAUGCAUUCAACGAGUUUGAUAAAGACAAGGAUGGGCUGAUCAGCUGUAAGGACCUGGGGAAUCUGAUGAGGACAAUGGGCUACAUGCCCACGGAGAUGGAGCUGAUCGAGCUGAGCCAAAACAUCAACAUGAACCUUGGUGGCAAAGUGGACUUUGAGGACUUUGUAGAGCUGAUGGCCCCAAAGCUUCUGGCAGAAACGGCCGGGAUGAUUGGCAUGAAGGAGCUCAAAGACGCCUUCAAAGAGUUCGACGUGGACGGAGACGGAGAGAUCACAACAGAGGAGCUGCGGUCGGCUAUGAACAAGCUGAUGGGAGCGCACAUGAGCCAAAAGGAGAUAGAUUCCAUAGUAAAAGAAGCAGAUGACAACGGAGAUGGCACGGUAGACUUUGAAGAGUUCGUCAGAAUGAUGUCCCACGAAUGAAGGUGGAGGAUACCGUCAGCUCUACGGACGUGCGUUCUUAUUAAUGCUGUCUUUCUAAAAAGCUCUUUGACAAAUGAACUUGUAUAUAUAUCAAGAACAAACACGUACAAAUGUAGAAAUUCAAAUGAAGUGCUGCGAAGAAAAGUCAAGCAAUGUGAAGCUGUUCUCAGAGAGAAUUUUACAUCUAUGCAAAGAUUUUAAACAAACUAACUAAACUAUUAUUUUGCUUGAUCACAUUUAAUUUAUAUACAGAAAGUCAUUUUGGAUUGUUUCUCUGA
Molecule: messenger RNA, 1560 nt
Organism: Cottoperca gobio
Lineage: Eukaryota; Metazoa; Chordata; Actinopteri; Perciformes; Bovichtidae
Gene: cabp5a
Product: calcium binding protein 5a
Exons: 9
Coding region: 773-1282 (169 amino acids)
Cellular component (GO): cytoplasm
Molecular function (GO): calcium ion binding; calcium channel regulator activity
Source: RefSeq, a predicted model, not a curated record